Molecule: messenger RNA, 1952 nt
Organism: Nicotiana tabacum (common tobacco)
Lineage: Eukaryota; Viridiplantae; Streptophyta; Magnoliopsida; Solanales; Solanaceae
Source: RefSeq, a predicted model, not a curated record
AGACCUUUUCUUUCCCCACCCCCUACUAACCCACCUACCCUCAAUUACCCACCUACCCACUAAUACCACCCUACCCUCACCUUCAGUUCUCUCCAUAGACUAUAUCCAUAAACUCAACAUAUAAAUACACAAUAAAUAUAAGAUCUUUUUCCCAUAUUAUUCGGUGACGUACAAACUUCUUUAUUCUUUAAGUUAUUGUAAUUACACCUUACACUUGCAUAAGAAUCAAAAGCUAACUCUUCUGGGGUUUAUGUGAAUUCUAAGCUUGUAAUGAGCAUCUUUUUGAUAUCAUAGUCGCCUAUGGGGGUAUCUAUCAUGGCGGUGGCGACAUCUAAGAAAAAGAGUGUCUUUGUUGAUGGGGUAACAUGGGGAAUAAAGGUGAAACAGCUGCCAUUUAUGGGGAUCAUGUGUACAGUUAUGUUGUUUAUUGUGUAUAGGACCACUAAUUAUCAGUAUCAACAGACAGAGAUAGAGUCGAAGUUAGACCCCUUUUACUCUUCAAAGGAUUCCGAUGUGGAUAUCACACGUUUGAACAGUUUGCCUCGUGGUAUUAGUCAACCAAGCUCAGAUCUGGAGUUAAUGCCUCUUUGGUCUACAAGUGGUUCGAGAUCCAAGGCUAGCAUUUCUAGCUCUCGCAACCUGUUGGCAAUUGCAGUUGGUGUUAAACAAAAGAGCAAUGUCGAUGCUCUUGUCCAAAAGUUUCUUUCAGAGAAUUUUACGAUCGUCUUGUUCCACUAUGAUGGACAUGUUGAUGGCUGGUGGGACCUCCAAUGGAGUAAAGAAGCCGUUCAUAUUGUUGCAAACAACCAAACAAAAUGGUGGUUUGCGAAGCGGUUCUUACAUCCUGCUGUUGUUUCUAUCUACGAUUACAUUUUCCUUUGGGAUGAAGAUUUAGGCGUGAAGAAUUUCCACCCUGGAAGGUACCUCAAAAUUGUGAAAUCAGAAGGAUUGGAAAUUUCUCAGCCAGCCUUGGAUCGGAACUCAACUGAUAUACAUCAUAGAAUCACAAUAAGAAGCAAGAAAAAAAGGUUCCACAGAAGAGUGUAUGAUAGUAGAGGUAGCACAAAAUGUUCAGAUGAAAGCGAAGGUCCGCCAUGCAGCGGAUUUGUGGAAGGAAUGGCUCCAGUCUUUUCAAGAUCUGCUUGGCUGUGUGCUUGGCAUCUUAUACAGAAUGAUCUUGUUCACGGAUGGGGAAUGGAUAUGAAACUUGGUUAUUGUGCACAGGGCGACCGAACCAAGAAAGUGGGAGUAGUUGAUAGUGAAUAUAUAGUCCACCAGGGCAUUCAAACUUUGGGAGGGCCAUCUUUGAAGAAGCGUUCAAAUCUUGAAGAGUCUGUGAAGAGACACGACGUUGACGUGCGAUCCGAGAUUCGAAGACAGUCAACGCAUGAGCUACAAAUAUUUAAGGAUCGGUGGGAGCGAGCUGUUGAGGAAGACAAAAACUGGGUGGAUCCAUUUGAAGCUAGCAGACGGAAACGUAGACAACGGCUUAAACAAAUACGAAAAUUAAAGAUUAAGCUAAAAGACGAUGUUUAACGGUAAGCAAAGACGCUAAUACUGCUUGAUCAAAGACAAUAAUACGAGGUUAAGCUUGAGCCAAAUAUCAUUAUCGUCAUGUCACUUGACCGCACCCGUCAAGUUGAGACUUGUAAAUUAUUAUUUUGUAUAGGCCUAUUGAAUCCCAUUAUUAGUUCAUUGUUUCAUGGUUGUGAUAAGUUCUCCAGCCUUUUUUUUAAUAUCAUUUUUUAUUGGAGAAAAAUUGGAUGUGGGCCCAUUUUGUGGGUCCGAUCCCACCUUGUGACAUAGUGACAUGUCAGCUAGUUCGAACUGUAUGGGGAGUAUAUAUUCGUAGCUACUACAGUUUCUUUGUGCACAAUGUGAUAUGAUUUUAGGGGCCGUUGGUUGAUUUUCUUGAAUGAGUAAUUUCAGCAUGGAAUUUUGCAUUAGACAUA